Molecule: messenger RNA, 2829 nt
Organism: Nyctereutes procyonoides (raccoon dog)
Lineage: Eukaryota; Metazoa; Chordata; Mammalia; Carnivora; Canidae
Gene: SLC27A4
Product: solute carrier family 27 member 4
Exons: 13
Coding region: 189-2120 (643 amino acids)
Biological process (GO): long-chain fatty acid import into cell; very long-chain fatty acid catabolic process; medium-chain fatty acid transport
Cellular component (GO): plasma membrane; endoplasmic reticulum membrane; microvillus
Molecular function (GO): long-chain fatty acid transmembrane transporter activity; long-chain fatty acid-CoA ligase activity
Source: RefSeq, a predicted model, not a curated record
GCGGGGCUGGCCGGGCGGCCGGGCCAUGCAGGGCGCAGAGCCGGCGAAGCUCUGCUGAGUCCUGGGUCUGCGCGCCCAGGGGCGGCUGAUGCCCCCCGCGCUCCCCACUACGCUGCCGCAGCCAGGCCGCGUCUGGACUGGGCGCCGCGCGGCGGGGCCAACACCGGGUGAGCAUAGGCCAGACCACAAUGCUGCUCGGGGCGUCUCUGGUGGGGGUGCUGCUGUUCUCCAAACUGGUGCUGAAACUGCCUUGGACCCAGGUGGGGUUCUCCCUGCUGUUUCUCUACCUGGGGUCUGGAGGCUGGCGUUUUGUCCGCAUCUUCGUCAAGACCAUAAGGCGUGAUAUCUUUGGUGGCAUGGUACUCCUGAAGGUCAAGGCAAAGGUCCGGCGGUACCUGCGGGAGCAGCGGACAGUGCCUAUUUUGUUUGCUUCUACGGUACAGCGCCACCCAGACAAGACAGCCUUGAUCUUUGAGGGCACAGACACCCACUGGACCUUCCGCCAGCUGGAUGAUUACUCAAGCAGCGUGGCCAACUUUCUGCAGGCUCGGGGCCUGGCCUCGGGUGAUGUAGCUGCCCUCUUCAUGGAGAACCGCAAUGAGUUUGUGGGCCUGUGGCUGGGCAUGGCCAAGCUGGGCGUGGAGGCGGCCCUCAUCAACACUAACCUCCGACGGGACGCCCUGUGCCACUGCUUGACCACCUCCCAGGCCCGGGUCCUCAUCUUUGGCAGUGAGAUGGCCCCAGCCAUCUUUGAAAUCCAAGCCAGCCUGGACCCCUCGCUCAGCCUCUUCUGCUCUGGCCCCUGGGAGCCCAGCACCCUGCCCGCCAGCACGGAGCACCUGGACCCCCUCCUGGAAGAUGCCCCCAAGCACCUGCCCAGUCGUCCUGACAAGGGCUUCACAGAUAAGCUUUUCUACAUCUACACAUCGGGCACCACAGGGCUGCCCAAAGCUGCCAUUGUGGUACAUAGCAGGUAUUACCGCAUGGCUGCCCUGGUGUACUAUGGAUUCCGGAUGCGGCCCGAUGACAUUGUCUAUGACUGCCUGCCCCUCUACCACUCAGCAGGGAACAUCGUGGGAAUAGGGCAGUGCCUGCUCCAUGGCAUGACAGUGGUGAUCCGGAAGAAGUUCUCAGCCUCCCGGUUCUGGGACGACUGUAUCAAGUACAACUGCACAAUUGUGCAGUACAUCGGCGAGCUGUGCCGCUACCUCCUGAACCAGCCGCCCCGGGAAGCGGAACACCAGCAUCGGGUGCGCAUGGCACUUGGCAACGGCCUCCGCCAGUCCAUCUGGACCGACUUUUCUAGCCGUUUCCACAUCCCCCAAGUGGCUGAGUUCUAUGGGGCCACUGAAUGUAACUGCAGUGUGGGCAACUUCGACAGCCAGGUGGGGGCCUGUGGCUUCAACAGCCGCAUCCUGUCCUUUGUGUACCCCAUCCGGCUGGUACGAGUCAACGAGGACACCAUGGAACUGAUCCGGGGGCCCAAUGGUGUCUGCCUUCCCUGCCAGCCAGGUGAGCCAGGCCAGCUAGUGGGCCGCAUCAUUCAGCAGGACCCCCUGCGGCGCUUUGAUGGCUAUCUGAACCAGGGUGCCAGCAAUAAGAAGAUCGCCAAGGACGUUUUCCAAAAGGGGGACCAGGCCUACCUCACUGGUGAUGUGCUGGUGAUGGAUGAGCUGGGCUACCUGUACUUCCGAGACCGCACAGGAGACACGUUCCGCUGGAAAGGGGAGAAUGUAUCCACCACAGAGGUGGAGGGCACACUCAGCCGCCUGCUGGACAUGACCGAUGUGGCAGUGUAUGGUGUCGAGGUGCCAGGAACUGAGGGCCGGGCUGGAAUGGCUGCUGUGGCCAACUCUGCUGGCAGCUGUGACCUGGAGCACUUUGCACAGCUCUUAGAGAAGGAGCUGCCCCUGUACGCCCGCCCCAUCUUCCUGCGCUUCCUUCCUGAGCUGCACAAAACAGGGACCUUCAAGCUACAGAAGAUGGAGCUUCGGAAGGAAGGUUUUAACCCGGCAGUUGUGAGAGACCCACUGUUUUACCUGGAUGCCCGGAAGGGCCGCUACGUCCCGCUGGACCAGAAGGCCUACGCCCGCAUCCAGGCGGGCGAGGAGAAGCUGUGAUUUGUCCUGACUCCCUCUAAGGGCCAGCGGGUGCUGGAUCCAGAGCCCCAGCUCCCACCCCAGAGGGGUCAUGGGCAAUGCUAGACCAAAGCAAGCAGGGCCCAGCACCUCCACCCCGAGGUGCUGACCCCCUCCCCCUCAAAACUGCCAAGUGACUCACUGCCGCCUCCUCCUGCCCAUCAUGAGGCUUUCUGUGAAAGCCUCAAGUCCAUGUUAUGUCUUCAAGGCAGGUGGGGCCACCAGGCCCCAGGCUGAGACAGACUGGGUCCCUCAGGAUGAUGUCUUGGGUCAGGGCAGGGGCAGGUGGAGCGUCGCCAAAUACUCCCCAGAGAGCAGGGAGCUUGUAAAUGGGACGAGGCCCAAAGCCCCCAGACUCAGGAAGGCAGCAGAGUGGGCAGGGCCUACAGUGGCUAUUGAUCAGGUGGCCAUGAGGAUACUGGCCCCAGAGCUUUUCCAGUGUCACUCAAGAUUGCCUGCACCUCCAGGACCAUAGGAGGAGGACCCCGACCUGCAGCAGGCAGCCUGGACUGAGUGCCCCACCACCAUCCUCCUCUCCUAGGUGGCUGCUUGGCCACCUCUUGGGCGGGACCUUUCUCCUUGUAGGUCUGUCCAUGUUACUUUCUCCAUCUCAGUCCUGGGCUGGCUAUGAGAGAAGGGGUGGGGGUGGGGGCAUCGCUCAGGGGCCAAUAAACUGCCUUGACUCCCCCUA